AAGGGUGCUUAAGAAAUGUCCUUACAGGCAGCCUUCAGAGACGUCAAGGGCUGAGCCCGAGGUCACACAGCCCACGGGCACGGAGCUGGCACCCGGCACCGCCCCAGGCCGACGCGCAGCGACAGUGGGUGCCAGCUUAGGGUCCCCGGCAGGGACUCACAGAACACCUGUGUGCGGCCGCCACCCACGCAAGCCAAUGGAACGGCUCCUGGGUGCUGAAAUUCAAAUCACGUCCACCCCGGGGAACAGGGAGAUCGGCCGGAUCCCAGCCAGCUCGGGGCUCGGAUCUCAGCCCCCUCUGGAGCCUCCGGACCGGGGAGGAAGCCACUCCGGAUGGAGAGCGAAGCGGCGGCCGAGGAGGGCAGGCAGCCCUUCCUCCCGGGGGAGCGGGGCGGCCCGGCGGCCACAGGGAACCUGCAGAGGGCGGUUCGCUGCUCUUUUCCUGUCCCACCCAGCCGGCCCGGCCCCCACCCCCUCGGCCGGCCUCGGCAGGAGCUCCGCGCGUCCCUCGGCCCGGUCUCCCAGUCCGCGAACGCAGCCGUGCCCGGCCCGGGUCGAGUUCCAAAGGACGCGCAAGGACAGAUGACCACUCCAAUUCUGGAAGCCCCUGGGGCCCUGUCCCCCGAAGCUGAAGAAGCCAGCACAGCACUCAUUGCAGUGGUUAUCACCGUGGUCUUCCUCACCCUGCUAUCCGUGGUGAUCUUAAUCUUCUUCUACCUGUACAAGAACAAGGGCAGCUACGUGACCUACGAGCCUGCGGAAGGCGGCGAGCCCAGCGCCGUGCUCCAGAUGGAGAGUGACUCGGCCAAGGACAGAGAGAAGGAAGAGUAUUUCAUCUAAGGAGUCCUGGGCCCCAGGGGCUCAGCCCUGUCUCCUGUUGAUUCGGUGAAGGUUUUCUGUGAAGCCAGUGAGAAGCGGAUUGAUGUGGGCAGAUUCAAACUCCUUCCGGGACAUAGGCACAAGUGCUGGUGUGGCUGAUUCCAGGGACGUGGAGAGAGCUGCCUGGGAUGUCUUCAUUACAGAGCCUGUGUGCGUGCCUGGCUAAAACAGGGAGCCCUGGCACAAACGCCUGGCCAUGUUCACUUUUCUCACAGGUUGAUGAGAGUGAGAAAGAUGGGGGUCACUCCCUGCUCCAUCCUGUGUCCUGCCUGGUUGCGUAGCAAUAGCCCCAGAGGAAAUACUGGCCACGGAGCUUCCCGUAGGCGGGAUCCCACCAUGAAAAGCCUGGCCGGGGCGGAGGAGACAAUGGAGACCUUAGUUCUGACAAAUGUACAUCCCUUCCUCUCCUCAUUCCCCAACAACCUCAAGCGUAAGGCCAUUUUUAUCUGUAUUAAAAUGUUCAAUAACUCAGACUCUCA
Molecule: messenger RNA, 1358 nt
Organism: Oryctolagus cuniculus (rabbit)
Lineage: Eukaryota; Metazoa; Chordata; Mammalia; Lagomorpha; Leporidae
Source: RefSeq, a predicted model, not a curated record